AUGCAGAAGGCUGCAGCAGCAGAUGGCGCUGCAGCAGGAGCAGCAGCCUCCGCAGCAGCAGCAGAGUCGACCCCGCAGCGGAACUGCUCGAACGACACCCUACUGAGGCAGGAAG
This is a messenger RNA of Eimeria tenella, 115 nucleotides long. RefSeq lists its product as uncharacterized. The record is from RefSeq and is a predicted model, not a curated record. Lineage: Eukaryota; Apicomplexa; Conoidasida; Eucoccidiorida; Eimeriidae. The annotation marks the transcript as partial. The transcript has a single exon.